This is a messenger RNA of Nematostella vectensis (starlet sea anemone), 863 nucleotides long. RefSeq lists its product as uncharacterized. Gene Ontology annotation, molecular function: oligosaccharide binding; extracellular matrix structural constituent. NCBI's taxonomy places the organism in Eukaryota, Metazoa, Cnidaria, Anthozoa, Actiniaria, Edwardsiidae. The record is from RefSeq and is a predicted model, not a curated record. Bases 1 to 483 code for a protein of 160 amino acids. The transcript is spliced from 3 exons.
AUGCCUAGAGGAGGUGGCCUACAGAAGAGGGUGGCGCGCUCGUGCAAGGACUUGCGAGGUCUGGUAACUAACUCAAUCCUCGCGACUGGAGAGUACUGGAUUGAUCCGGAAGGUGACAGGAGACUUUUGAGGGUCUUUUGUGACAUGCAUACCGAUAGAGGGGGGUGGACCCUUGUUACCCGAAUAACACCUGCAGUGGGCCAUGAGCAACAAGUCUCUCAUCACUACCGUGCCGUCAGCAAAGAGAAUUACUCGACCGGGAAUGUUUUAGUGGCGCGUCGUGCGCUGGUCAAACUACAAUCCCUGAUCGCUUUCACACAGCUCCGGUGGCGGUGCCGCAAACAAUCUGUUGGCCGCACCAUUGACAUCAUGACGGCCAAUAACAGCGCAGGAGCCAACGCCCUGGACCACUUCCUGGACAGGGUCACAUUUCCGGACGCGUGGGGCUCGUUUGUCCGUUACCGGACGAUGACUCGAUUUUGACCAGGAAUUGCACCAAUUGGGGCAGCAAUGGUACCUUACCUAAGGGGGGAUGGGGGGAGUACAACCGUAAUCAGGCGAAUAGGAUAUACAACACUGCUUUUUUCUGGUCUGGACGUCACAGCUUUGCUUGUUUUGACCCAAGGUACAAAUGUGAUGAUAACGGAAAGGAGAGGAGUCCUGAGGGUUUCUGGGAGCUGUAUGUGCGCUAAAAAAAUGAUUUUCAUAUAGCAUUUCUCUAAAAGAUUAAAAGCGAGCCAGCAAUGCGUAGAUUAGCGAUACAGGUAAAUAGAAAAUAAGACAGGCACAGAAAAACGCAGAUUUAACGAAUGUUACAUGUACAGCUACUCGAGUAUUAAAAUGAGUACUUAUUAAGUGGUAAA